Molecule: messenger RNA, 2622 nt
Organism: Marchantia polymorpha subsp. ruderalis
Lineage: Eukaryota; Viridiplantae; Streptophyta; Marchantiopsida; Marchantiales; Marchantiaceae
Source: the annotation of a GenBank genome assembly
GUGGGGAUCAGCUCCCUCGUUCUGCAUGGGUUAGGGUAGAGCUUCUAAGAAAUCGAAUGAAACUUUAGAUGCAUCGUUACCUUCUCCCAGGUGGUCCCAAACCUGAUAGAGAACUGAAAGUCAUAAUUCAUUUUCUAGUUGUCGAGAUGUUCUCAUAUUUGUUGGAGAGUUUGGGCUGAAUCGAUGGGGGAAGGCAAGAGGUCUCCCUCGCACCAUCCAGGCCCCAGGAAACCGUUCAUGCUGCCAUGCACGAUCGAGAUCCCAGGUCCUCUACUGUCGUGUAGGGGAAGGACCGUGCCCAGCUCUGACCACGAGGUGUAUAGUAUUUGAAGCCAAGAAGGGCAGACGCCUGCAGAGCAGGUCUUGAGUUCAUCCAUCGAAGCUGGACACACUCGAUCAUCGAUCAUGGAUUUGAUAUUGAAACGAGUGCAGAAUGUAGAAUGUGGGAGGGAGAGAAGGACCUUCAGGUUGGAGAAGCAGCUGCUGGAGCUCAUGCUCGGAGAUGAAUCGCACGAUGAGAGGACUCUAGUCACCAGUCACAGGCCGAGAAGGUGCUUAUGGGAUGAAGCAGAACUGAUGGAGAUCGAAGACGAUGACCGGAGAUGCUCGUAAAGAUUAGGGGUUUAGGCCAUAGAGCUUCGGGUAGAACAUCGUCCUUGAUGCUACGUGCGUCUCAAGGACGAUGUCUACAAGUAAUUUUGAAGUUUCUAGACGAUGGGUGUGAGAUCUUCAAUUCAAAAUGAAUACGAAGUCGGGACCAUUGCUGUGACGUGCACGGAUUCCAGUUAUUGGCAUCGAUCAAUUGCGGUAAGCAGCCAUCGACGCGAGUCAACGUGCUUCAAGGGUCACCCUACAAGAUAUUCAGCAUGGUGAGGUACGUGCAGAUGAUGCCCUUUUUGAGCUGCUGCGCUCGUACAGAAAGUUCUGGUUUAUUUCAAGUAUCCGGGACAACUCUGGGACUUGCUGCUGAGAACAUCGUUGGAAGAUUCAUCGAACCUGCAAAGCGUUAUCCGCAUGGUUUUUGAAUGACUUCACGUUCAAGUAGAUGAAAGAAUCCAGAGGUGUUUCCCCUGACGGCAUGAGUUGAAGAACACGGACCCAUGUCCAAUCGUGGUGAUUAUGGCUCCGGCCCCCGGUUCGCACCAGCGUACAAGGUGCACUAGCACUGAACCUCGUACCCCUUCUUCUUCCUAUGUAAGUUAUUCUGAAGAUUUAGUGGUGAGCAAGUGUCGCAUGAGAGACCGACUCCUUCAUGAUCAGACUUCACAAUUCACACUUCGCGUGAGUGGACAUGAUCGUGAUCCAUGAUACAUAGAAUAUCUCUCAGAAGUCUGAGAUGGAGCACGAGGUUAAGUCUUUCUAAACCUUGCUUUUUGAGUCGCGUUGUCCGAGAAACUCUUCAGGCCAAGAUUUUCGGUCUCGGGUUUCGGAUCAUUACAAGACUAGUGCACGGAGAAAUCUGGUGAAUUGUCCUUAGCGUUCGUGCAGAAACAGGCAACAGAGGGAUCUGAUGGAGCAGUCAUCGAGAGACACGGGUCAGCGAGGAUUCUGUUCCGCAAGCAGCUCAGGUUAAUGAUGUGUCGACCGGAAAAUAAUGACGAAUCGACGACAAUUAAACAGGACGCGCGCAGGAGCAAAAAUUGCUGAAAAUAGAUCCCGUACAAAAGCAGACAACUGCCUGGACACUUGCGCUCUCAUUCCCUCUAUUCAAGGAGACUGGCCCUACCUAUGCUCGCUGUCAUUCCGAUUCUCACUGCUGUUUAGAAGCAACUGUCAGCUUACAAGUGGAACCAUUGAAGCAACGUCAACUUCGAAUCACUGGGCACUCUUUGCCUUUUCGCAGAAGGGAGGCUGGACUGGGCUCAGAGAAGGAUGGGAAGAAAUUUCCAGGGAAGAACCUUCUAACUCUGUUUCUGCGAGGCAAGUUGCAAGAAGUAAGUCAGUCACUCCAUAGCCGCCAGCGAGCAUAAGCUCCGUGCAGUUAUGGCGCGUGUAAGUUUGCAAUGAUUGAUCGAGACAGCUGUCAGGACGAGAAGUUAAGGACGCCCAUAACUGGAUCGAGAAUGAUUCCAGUCGUUCCAUUCAUCCUGAUUUUGAAGGAUGAAACAUGAAAUUCGAGAAUCCCACAAGAAAACAGACCAAGAAUGCUGUCAUUUUCUCUGACUGCGGACUGAUUCUCCUUGUGGAUAGCGUAAUGGUCACAUACGAAUCGGCAAUAGCUUGCCUCGACUUCGCUUUCAAAGACACUCCCCUUGUUGGAUGGCAUUGCGGACUUCAGUUCCCUGUCUACGAAUACUAGGCACUGUAUGUCUGCAUGUCGAAAGGAGCUGAUGUGAAGUUUUCUUGCUGUUGGACUCUCAGGGGAUGAUAAUCUAAUGUGGAACAAAUUGAGAAUAAGAGAUGAGAGAAGGGUACCGUUCUUGGCUUUGAUCUGUAUUCAAUAAGUUAUGAAAUCUGUUGGAAGCAAAUCAAGAGAAUGAUGGCCGUAUGUGGACCUAAACUCCGCACAGGAGCUCUUUUGUAAUGCCCGUAUGAUUACUAAGAGAUGAUUACAAUGACUACAAACUGUUGGGAAAUGAGACCAAUCCACGAAUCCCAUCACUUCUGCAGGACAAGAGUUAC